This is a messenger RNA of Brassica napus (rape), 1324 nucleotides long. RefSeq names its product mitotic apparatus protein p62-like. Lineage: Eukaryota; Viridiplantae; Streptophyta; Magnoliopsida; Brassicales; Brassicaceae. The record is from RefSeq and is a predicted model, not a curated record. The transcript is spliced from 3 exons. The coding region runs from base 204 to 1031 and encodes 275 amino acids.
ACUAACCAAUCAACCCAUCACACAAUCUCAGCCCUUUAAUAAUCUUCUCUGAUUCCUAAAAUGAUCUUCCAUUCAUCACAAACCAAAUCUCUUCUCUCCUCUUCUUUGCCUUAAUUCAAGAAUCUUCUCCCGCCACCCAACCGCCGCUGUAUGAUCUUUUUGGUGGCGGCGAUUACCCCCAUCUAUUUGAUAGUUUUAUUGAUAUGGGUUGCGGUAGCUCAAGGCUAGGAGGUGGUGCGGCGGCGAGAGCGGGUGAGGGCGGCGUUGUGCCACUUCCGGAGGGAAUACGUCCGCUUCUCAGGAGGAGAUUAGAGGAGAUGAAGAAACGGAGCCAUGCAAGCGUCUUGAAAGGAAACCAGACGCAGUCGAAGAAGGAGCUUCUAAGGCACGGCUCCUCUGAGGACGGAGAGGAGGCGGAGGAGAACGACGACAGCUUGAAGUUGUCGGCUAAGGUGGCUCCUGCGCCUGAUCAUCACGUGGAAGAUAAGAAAGAAGUUAUUUAUGAGAAGAUCUCUUCGAUAAAAGAUGUUAAAAACGGGGAAAAGGUUGUGAAGAAACAAGAUGAGAAAAUUGAUGAUGUCAUCUCUAUUAAGAAAGAAGGAAAUGAUGAGGACAUCAUUUUUAAGAAGCAAGGAGAUGAUGGUAUUGAUCAUGAUGAAGGGAGGAUGAGUAAUUUUGAUGAGAGGAUGAUAUGUCCUGGAUCUCCAAGCUUUAGGGUUUAUUGCAUUAAUGUUACUUCUUCUGAUGAUGACGAUGAUGAUGAUGAUGAUAAAGAAAAAGAUGGUGAAGACAAGAGAAAGUCGAUGGAAACCCAAAGUGUCAUCAUAGAGCCAAAAGAGAUUACGACACAGGAAAAUGAAAGCAUUGUCAAAAAGGAGAAAAAAGAAAGAAAAGGAAAGAGAUUCGGAAUGGCAUUGCCAAGGAAGUAUUUAGCAAAUGUAACUGCACCGUGCUAUGCUGGUGCUGGUAGAGGAUGCAUGGGCAACAACACUGAUCAUUCUCGUGUGGUGCAAGAAAAAUCAAGCCAGUGAUCAAACGUACAAAAUAUGUUUGCCAUCUUUGAUGAAGGACGAACGGUGUGUGGUGUAACGUACGGGGCGAUGAAUAAUCAAAAAGCACCCAACCAUGGAAACUACUAUAAGCUUUUAAUUAGACGUUUGUUUUGUGUUAAGAUACUCUUGUUUCGAAUUUGUACAACCGAUUGUUCGUCUUUGCUUUCUCUGAGGAUAAAUUAGUGUUUGACGAAUGUUACUGUUUUUUUUUUUAAUUUCGCGUGAAAAGAUGUAAGUAGUUGAACUUGUGCAAUAAACAAAAUUGGUGGCUA